Messenger RNA from Pseudomyrmex gracilis, 2180 nucleotides. Its product is annotated as transcription factor hamlet-like. The coding region runs from base 1 to 1149 and encodes 382 amino acids. Gene Ontology annotation, molecular function: RNA polymerase II transcription regulatory region sequence-specific DNA binding; DNA-binding transcription factor activity, RNA polymerase II-specific. Gene Ontology annotation, biological process: regulation of transcription by RNA polymerase II. The transcript has a single exon. Gene Ontology annotation, cellular component: nucleus. The record is from RefSeq and is a predicted model, not a curated record. NCBI's taxonomy places the organism in Eukaryota, Metazoa, Arthropoda, Insecta, Hymenoptera, Formicidae.
AUGAAUCAACAUCAGCAGCAGCCGCACAUGAGCCCUGCGGCCCGGCCGCCCCAGACGCAUCAUCAGGACGAGCUCGAUGCCGAGCCACUCGAUCUCCGCGUCGAUCACAAGAAAGAGCGUCUCCGGGACGAGAAUCAGAACGAGAUCGAGGUGCUGAAUCAGAACAGCUUGGGUGGCGGUCUGCCUUAUCAUACGGUGCUUUUUCCUCAGCAUCACGCGGUGCAUCCGCUGGUCCUGGAGAUGUACAGACCGCAUCAUCACGCCUCGUCCGUGCCCGAUUUGCCGAAGAUUCAGGUCAGGGCGUUACCCACGAUGGUGCCGUUACCCUCCAGCAGAUUCUCCUCGACGACCUCGUCGUCCACGUCCUCGUCCUCUUCGUCGCAGCCAACUGCGAGAGCCACAAGUCCGGCGGGCAGUUCGCAGUCCCAGCAUCAGCAACCGAAUCAUCCCUCGCAACAACAGCAACAUCCGCAGCAACAAGGCACGAGUCUGUCGCCGUAUUCGAUCAGCGUUCAAGGUAACGCUCAAGAUGUGUUCAAGAUCAAGGCUAAGGACAAGUACUCCUGCAAGUUCUGCGGGAAGGUCUUCCCCAGGUCGGCGAAUCUGACGCGCCAUUUAAGGACGCACACCGGCGAGCAGCCGUACAAGUGCAAAUAUUGCGAGAGAAGCUUCAGCAUUUCGAGCAACCUUCAACGUCACGUCAGAAACAUUCACAACAAGGAGAAGCCCUUCAAGUGUCCGCUAUGCGAGAGAUGUUUCGGCCAGCAGACCAAUCUGGACCGACAUCUGAAGAAGCACGACGCCGACGGGCCGACGAUACUUGACGAGGUCAGAUCCAGGUAUCCCGGUCAACUCCCGAGAACCGAAGAUUCCUACUUUCUCACCGAGGAGAUUCGCAGCUUCAUGGGCAAGAUCACGUCUCAGCGGCAGAGCAUACCGUACUUCCCGGGUUUGCUGGGCCACGGCGCCGAUGACUACAGGAGCGACAAGCAGCAGCUCCAGUUGGAGGAGAAACGCGACUCGUCGUACUUCAGCGACCGGGACAACCUCAGCUCGAGGUCGAGCAGCACCACCAGCAGACCCGAGAGCGUUCAGGAGGAGCAAAGGGAAGCCAACUCGCCACCGGUCUCUCCCGGCAACAACACCUGAGUUCCGGAACGAUGGGUAAAUCAGCUGCGGUAUCAGCUGCCGACUAUAGUUUACAGUCUCAAAAAAGUAAAACAGAUUCGAUUUGUUAUUAAAGCGCGAGAAAAGAGAUUUUGAUUAACUUUAAUUUUUAAUCAACAGAAAUGACUGAGAACGAAAGAAUUUUGAAAAAAUUAUUCUUUGUUUAAUUGAUCGGAAUUAAAGCAACAAUUUUUGAGAAAUUUCUUUCAACUCUGUACGAGAGAGAUUCCAUGACUCGUUACAUUAUUUUUUUUUGUUUGUUUAUUUAUAGUGAUGUUAGAUUUGACACGCGCGCGCGGGCGUGAAACUAUUAUAGCGUGCCUGAAAUAAAUUAUCAUUCGUCAUAAAACUUCUUAGACUAGAAAACGAGUAAUCAAUAAGAGAGGAAAAAACAACGAGAAGGUAAGUCGUUUCUCGAGAAAACAACGAAGAAUCUUUUGCUCAAGAUGGCGAGCGAAAUAAUCGAAUCGGUUUUUUUACAAUAGAGAUUUAUAGUAUAAUAUUACAAUAGACUACGUUUAUGUUCGAAUUUGUUCCUCGAUCGUUAUGACCGAGCACUUAAUCGAUAGCUGUACAGAGUUCUGAUCUGAUACGAAAUGAAACACAUUGAAAAUUAGAACGUGGUGCCUUCCAGAAAAAACAUGUGCCUAACUCCUAGGACGCGUAUCGUCCUUUGGUCCUGAAGAAUCCGAUCCGAAUAUCGGAUCGAUAUAUAAAAAAAAAGCCUUAAUAUAAUAUCUAAGCUAAAUAAAAUAAUUACCUUGUACGUUACAAAUAUCAGAGAUAAUUUUAGUUGUAAAACGCGUGCUUUUUUUGUUAAGUGAGCCGGAAAGUCAUAGAAACGAAGACAGUGUGUGUGCGCGUGUCUCGAUCGCCGCAAUUAUUCCACCAAAAUUCGGAAGUAAAAAUAAGAAGGAAAGUUCGCUGUACAAGACUUUCAAAUUGAAGAGAAAAUAUGAAUGAGAUACGUUUCUACCGUUUUUUUUAUAAAAUUCAACGUUUAAUUUUUAUGA